Lagopus leucura (white-tailed ptarmigan) is the source of this 1306-nucleotide messenger RNA. It is a transcript of the gene KCTD8, whose product is annotated as potassium channel tetramerization domain containing 8. Gene Ontology annotation, molecular function: protein binding. The record is from RefSeq and is a predicted model, not a curated record. Lineage: Eukaryota; Metazoa; Chordata; Aves; Galliformes; Phasianidae. Gene Ontology annotation, biological process: protein homooligomerization; regulation of G protein-coupled receptor signaling pathway. The transcript has 2 exons. The coding region runs from base 2 to 1306 and encodes 434 amino acids.
CAUGGCUUUGAAGGAGGCGGGCGGCAGCAUCUUGCCCAUCAGCGACAUGGUGUCGGGGCCGUCGGGCUCGCCGUUCCCCGAGGUUGUAGAACUGAAUGUGGGGGGCCAGGUGUACGUGACGAGGCACUCCACGCUGCUCAGCGUCCCGGACAGCAUGCUGGCCACCAUGUUCUCGCCGUGCCGGGGUGGCCCAGCGGCGGCCCGCCAGCUGCCCAGGGAUAGCCGGGCGCGUUUCUUCAUCGACCGCGACGGCUUCCUCUUCAGGUACGUGCUGGAUUACCUGCGGGACAAGCAGCUGGCACUGCCCGAACACUUCCCCGAGAAGGAGCGGCUCCUGCGGGAGGCAGAAUACUUCCAGCUGGGCGACCUGGUGAAGCUGCUGUCGCCCAAGGUCACCAAGCAGAGUUCGCUCAACGACGAGGGCUGCCAAAGCGACCUGGAGGACAGCACCUCACAGGGCAGCAGCGACCGGCUGCAGCGGGCCGGACUGGACAAGCGCUCGGGCUUCCUCACGGUGGGCUACCGCGGCUCCUACACCACGGUGCGGGACAACCAGGCGGACGCCAAGUUCCGCCGCGUCGCCCGCAUCAUGGUGUGCGGCAGGAUCGCUCUGGCUAAGGAGGUCUUCGGCGAGACCCUAAACGAGAGCCGCGACCCCGAUCGCCCCCCCGAGAAGUAUACUUCCCGCUUCUACCUCAAGUUCACCUACCUAGAGCAAGCCUUCGAUCGGCUCUCCGAGGCAGGCUUCCACAUGGUAGCUUGCAACUCCACCGGCACGGCCGCCUUCAUCAACCAGUACCGGGACGACAAGAUCUGGAGCAGCUACACUGAGUACAUCUUCUUCAGGCCCCCACAGAGAACUGUUUCCCCCAAACAAGACCAUGAGGAGAGGAAGCAUGACAAAGUCUUGGACAAGGGAAGUGAAAGUGGGACUUCCUGUAACGAAUUAUCCACUUCGAGCUGCGACAGCCACUCAGAUGCAAGCACUCCUCAAGAAAAUGCCUCUGGCACUCAACAAUCCACAGCCCACCAGCCAAACACUCUAACUUUGGAUCGUCCAUCUAAGAAGGCUCCUGUGCAGUGGAUGCCACAACCAGACAAACGCAGGAACAGUGAACUAUUUCAAACUCUCAUUAGCAAGUCCAGAGAAACAAAUCUUUCCAAAAAGAAGGUAUGCGAGAAGCUGAGCGUUGAAGAAGAAAUGAGAAAAUGCAUCCAAGAUUUUAAAAAAAUCCACAUUCCAGAUUACUUCCCAGAGCGCAAACGUCCUUGGCAGUCUGAACUCUUACAGAAAUAUGGGUUAUAG